AUGUUUUUCGCCUCCGGCGCCGCGGAGCCCGGAGUUCCUCGGGGCCCCGCGUUGGAGCGGCCGGGGCGGGCGACGCGGACUCAGGCCGCUCGCAGCCAACGGGCAGCUGAAGCGAGGGAGCUAGAGGCCGGCCCGGCGCGGAGGAGGCGCGGGUUCAGAGCCAGUUGGGCCCAGAGUCCUCGCCGAAACUUGCGCCGUCCCGAGCCGCUCCCCCAGAACCUGUCCGCAGGGCUCAGAAGGAGACAUUUGGAAGGUCAUGCAGGAGGGGCCGCGUGGCGGUCCGGCGGGCGCGGGAGGCGGACGGUGUGGCGUGCGCCUCGGGAGCGGGACCGGAGUGGCGCCAGAUACGGCUGGAGAGCGGGCCGGCCUGGCCGCCGAGAAAGUUGCCAACGGCCGCGGCGUUGGCGACAGACUCGCCCGCGCACGAGUGGGGGCGCGUUACGGUUGGAAGGCUCGGGGAAGGUGGCGGUUGCCGGCGGUGCUGGGGAGGCGCGUCGCGUGCGAUUUCACGGCAGGGAGCGUGCGUCGUGA
Trypanosoma conorhini is the source of this 531-nucleotide messenger RNA. RefSeq lists its product as uncharacterized. The record is from RefSeq and is a predicted model, not a curated record. The transcript has a single exon. Bases 1 to 531 code for a protein of 176 amino acids. Lineage: Eukaryota; Euglenozoa; Kinetoplastea; Trypanosomatida; Trypanosomatidae.